GUGUGUGUGUGUGCGUGCGCGCGCAUUCUUGUUAUUAUGUUGUAGGUGUGCUCUGAUGGUCUGAUACAGCAGUAUAGUAUAUUAGAUGGUGUGCAGAAAAAUAUCAAUCAAAUGAAUGACUGUCUCAUCCAGUAUUAAAUGACAUAGACAUCUGUCCCACUAGAUUACUGUGAUUAGACCCCUGAUCGCCCUUUCUACCACCUCCGGCUUGGCAGCACUGACUGUGGCGAGAGCUUUUCACUGAUGGUGCUGUUACGGAACAUGACUCCUCUGUGAGAAAGCAUGAAUCAACAUCAGCCAAGUAAGCAGAAGGCUUCGAAAUGGGCUAUUACGUCGGUGUUCAAGUGUUCUAUUAUUCGUGUCCAGUUGGAAUGGGGUGGUGCGUUUCACAUCAGCACUAUUACGGUAGGCGUAUAGGGAUAUUGCAGUAUUUACGGAAGGCAAGUUGUGCGCUACGGUUCAGUUUUCCCCUCUGCAGCUGUCAUCGUGCAGGUGGAAUCUGCGUUUCGACGCGUGGCUUGUAGGGUUUACGUCCAUCUCCCUGUUGUGUAUUUCAUGCAUAGGCCUAAACUAGCCUAAUCUAGAAACGGCUAUUCCGUAUUGAGAAGCAAAACCACUCGUUUGGACUCGAGGGAAAUGUAGACUAUUCUUUCAUAGGCUUCUGCGACUGUUUUUUUUCUGAGGAAGAUUCACAUUAUAUGAAUGCACCUUCACAGCGAGCCAUUGGACUUAAUCGCGAUAACCUUUCAGUGCGAAUUUAACAUAAUACAGACCAGUGAAUGUGUAUUUAUUUCAAUUGAUGAGCGCAUAAUCUCAAUAGAUUGUAACAGCGCACUAACUUCACAGCAUCGGCGGUGUUUGCAAUGGUAUUGGGCUCUUUUCUAUGACCUCAACAGGACCAUAGUAUAAUAGUGUUUCUCAAUGUUCUGUCUGUUGAUAAAACUAAAAGGACCUAGUGCAUUAUUUAGCCUAUUAUCUCUGGCGCAUCGAUUGGAGAGGAGUUGCGUAGGAUGCCAGACGUUGCAAUUAGAGGUUGCUGUUAUUGCAGUUUGACAGACAAGGAUAUCCAAGAAUCACAGAGGACGUAGUGUGCUUUUGACUUGACAAAGAACGGAACAAUAUGGAUGAGGGCACAGCUGCCAAAGAGUCUAUUCCAGAUUUAAAAGAUUUAGAGGUGAAAAUCGGAUGGAAGACACCUGAGGGUUUGCUCAAGUGCAUGCGGGAAGAGGCGUCCAGCCACCGCGGAGAUGUCAAGUUGAAUUCACUGGAGACCAAAGACCGAGACAUCACGGGCAGGAGUCUGGAUGAGAAGAUUCGAAAAUUAAAAGUUGAUAUGGCCCACCUGCGCUCGAUGGACGUGAAGAUCCUGCAGCAGCUGCUGGCAGUGCACGAGGGGAUCGAGGCAUGUAAGUGGCUCCUGGAGGAGCGCGGCACCCUGACCAGCCGCUGCAGCAGUCUGACCAGCAGCCAGUACAGCCUGGGAGAGGGCCCUGGAGGAGACACCUGGAGGGGCAGCUGGAGCAGCCUGCAGGACCCCCUCAAUGACAAGCUGGAUAACAUCUCUAUAGGCAGUUAUCUGGACACCCUUGCUGAUGACAUGGACGAGUACGGCCCUUCUAGUUCUGAGUCUGUGCUGUGUUCUACUCCACUGGGGACUGUGACGCCUACUCGGCCUGGGGCAGGGGCUGGGAGAGUUUCUGGAGCUGGAGAAGGGUCAGUGGCUAUGGCAGGGGUUGGGUCUGGAGCUGGGGUAGGACAAGGCACAGGGGGCAAGGUAGUUGUUGAUCCUGGCUCUCCCCAAGUCAAGCCAGACGUUCCAAAUAAGGAGUCUUCCAUUUGGAUUAAGGCCACAGAGGCAGUGAAAGGAACCACCAUCACCAAGGAUACCAAGGACCCCGGCCAAACCCAGCAGCCCAGUAAGAGCAACGGCGCCCUGGAUAAAGCAGUCAGGCAAGCACGAGGACCUACUGAUUCAGCCCGGGUCUGCCUGGCUGAAAAGCUGGGGAAAAGCCAGAGCCCCAAACUCAAACCCUAUAAGAAUGGCAAGAUAGACGUAGAUGCCUGCAAGAUGAACGGCAAGAUGCACCUGGGGUAUGAUGCCCACUGGCGAUGGGUGCAGUCGCAGGACGAUGUGACAUUUCUAUGAGGUGGAUAUAUUACACCACUUCCCUCUAAAAAAUGCUGGGUUAAAAUCAACCCAAUUUGUGUUAUUUGGUUACGAAGUGCUGGGUAAAUGUUGGACAGGACACACGCUGGGUUAUUUUGACCCAGCCAGUUAGGUUGUGUGAAUAACUUAGCAUGUUGGGUUGUGAUUACCCAAACAUGGGUUCAUUUAACCAUCAAUUAGGUUAUUUUCAUUUUCAUGCUGGGUUGAACAGCUCUUUUAAUAUGUAAUCCAUAGGUUAUUUUCAGGAGGUGUGACUUAUUAGGUGUGUGGGUUUCAGAUAGUUAUUUUUCGCCACCAGUGAAAAUAAAUGUAAUUAUUGUUCAUAAUCUUAAAUACAGAGCUAAUUUCAAUUUUCAUGAAAGAAAAUACACAUUUCAUAUUGUAAUAUAUUAUUAAUAACAUAAUUUUGUACGUAUUGUUACAUAGUGGUAAGUAUACCAACAUGGGGUUUUGCAUAGGCUUUUAAGGAACUCUUAGACUUUUGUAAGCUUCAUUAAAUCUACUAAAGUGUCAGUGUACAACCUUAACCUUCUGAUAUCAGAACAGAUAAACCGGAAUGAUGUUUACUCUCACGGGUGGCCAAAAAUAACUAUAUGAAACCACGGCCCUACCUACUGUAGUCGCGCUUCCAGUCUUCUGACCUGUCCGCUGGGUCUCAAUAACCCAGCAUCAAUAACCCACCAACAACAACAACUCAACCUUGCUCUUUUUAAAGAAAACAACCCAACUAAAUGAACCAAUGCCUGCAACCUAGCAGUUGGGGCAUCUAAACAACCCAGCAUUUUUUUCGUAAAGACACUUUUUCCCCUCCCAUGUAACGACCCUACCGGUCAAAUAUUAAGAGAGAGGUUGAUUGCACAUAUUAUACAAACAUCUACCAUUUCCAUGGUAUAAGAUAUCAGGUGUGAAGGAGAACACAGCAUCAUUACAUUAUGUUCUAUUCACUCUAAAUGUGGCUGCACUAACUUUCUAAAACAUUGAUGUCAGUAUUAUAUUGGGGAUGAAGCACAGUGUUGAUAUUUUUCUGAAUCAAGUUUGUUUUUGACAUGUUUAUCCUCCUUUCCUCUAUGCAUUGUAACAUACAGUACCAGAGAAAAUGAACAAUUUACCAACAGAAAAAAAUAUAUUUGUUACAAUCACUCGCAUCUAUAGAACUUAGUUUGCCCUCACAACCCCAUGUCAAAAUGAUUGUAACACACUAUAGAUAGUGGAACCGUUCUCAUACAUACUGUAGGUGUAUGUACCAUCAUAGAAUGCUAAGAGCAUAUAGAAUGUCCCUACUGUUUGCACACGUGUGCUAUUGUCAAUGUCCUACUACCUACAGUACUUAACCAGUCAAUGCAAUUUGUAUAAUCAGUGAAUCGCAAUACAAUAAAUCUGUGCAUCGGGUACUUCUGUGGGUGGUUGUCGUAGAAAAAUGUCUCUGGCUGAGUGUUAAUUAUUGUCUCUUUUUUAACUGUACACUAUUUUUGUUUCAUUUGGACAGCAGUUGAUGUGAUUGGUGUCAUCCUAAACUAUUAUGCCUGUAUCUCCAGUCCCAAGAUGACUGCACUGUUGUUCUGAUAAUCCUGAUCGUUUAAAUGACUGAUUCUGUC
Messenger RNA from Oncorhynchus kisutch (coho salmon), 3762 nucleotides. It is a transcript of the gene lurap1, whose product is annotated as leucine rich adaptor protein 1. The record is from RefSeq and is a predicted model, not a curated record. The coding region runs from base 1121 to 2146 and encodes 341 amino acids. The transcript has 2 exons. Gene Ontology annotation, biological process: positive regulation of cytokine production; positive regulation of canonical NF-kappaB signal transduction. NCBI's taxonomy places the organism in Eukaryota, Metazoa, Chordata, Actinopteri, Salmoniformes, Salmonidae.